AUGGGCAUCAAAUCACUCAAUCUUACUACACCUCACAAGAGCACAUAUGACUUUGUCGAAGAUGAAAAUGAAUGCCCCGGUGGACAUUACAGUGUUACACCUGAUGAAGUCUUUCAUGGGGAGAAAACGAAAUAUCAAGUGAUGCUCAAUCUACACUUUGGCGACAAAUCAACUGUCUGGGUGUGUCAUGACUACGACUUGGCAGUCAAAUAUUGGGCACUGAAAAUUCUCAGCGUUGAUGCUUCCAACAACACUCGAGAGCACUUAGUAGAAGACUACGUCAAAAAACCUCUCGACAGGCUCGAAGAAGAAGAGCAAAGAUGCCAGCUAAAGAAGUCCAUUUGCCUUCCAGUUGAUAAGUUCCUUGUUAGAGGUCCAAAAGGAAAUCAUCAGUGUUUCGUUUACCCUCUCCUGGGGCCACAGGCUCAGCCUGGUUGGAUGUCAACGCUCUCCAAGAUUCUAAAGAAUAAAGAUGGCUUCUCCCCCAGCAAUGGCCUGUCCCCCAGUGAUUACAAGUCAUUCUCGAGAACGUACUAUCAGUUGGCCAACGCAGUGAGGUUUAUCCACUCUCAACAACUCUGUCACGGCAGAAUUAUCCCUGGCAGCGUUUUACAUUGUAUCCAAGGACUCGAUGGCAAGAGUGUCAAUGAUGUAUGCGCUAUUCUCGGGGGUGGGAGAGGAAGAGCCAUGGCAAUGAUAGACCAAACAAGGGAGGAAUCCCGCGGGCCGGUAAAAAGAAUUCACAAAGGAGCCAGCGACUGGAAAUCGAGAUCCGUAUAUUGGGAUGUUCCACUUAUCCUGAAACACCUUACAUCGGAUAUUGCACUAAUCGGUUUUGGCCAAUGUUUUCUCCAGUCAAGUCCGCCAUCGACACUAGAUAUCCCAGAAUCAUACCAGCCUCCGGAGCUCAUGUUGAAAGGUAUUCUUGGCCCAGGCACAGACCUCUGGGCCCUGGGCUGUACGCUGUACGAGCUCCGUAUGGGUUUCCCUCUCUUGGACUUUGGAAGCACCGAUCGCAUAGAACAAUUGCAAUGCAUAGUCCAAACUUUGGAAACUUUGGGUGGUAAUGUUAAGGAUCUAGAAAGCUAUGGCUGCCCGGACAUAAAUAUUUCCAGGCUCAGCGAGUCCAAAUUUGUUCCAGCAUUGAGUGAACAGCUCGAGGAACGUACCAUAACGUUCCUGUUUAAUGAUCCUCCUGUUCCGUACGAACGGACCGUGAUGGGUCGUUCAACGGAACGAAUAGCUUUUCGAAAUCUAUUAAGAAAGCUUCUCAAAUACGACUACGAAAAGCGAGAAGGGGCAGAAGCCAUUAUCAAAGAUGGUUGGGUAAGAAAACAGCGUUUUCUUCCCAAACGUCCUAGUCGCAGACGCUACAGAACCAAAAUGCUUGAAACAGAAAGUCAAAGAUAA
Molecule: messenger RNA, 1410 nt
Organism: Clonostachys byssicola
Lineage: Eukaryota; Fungi; Ascomycota; Sordariomycetes; Hypocreales; Bionectriaceae
Source: the annotation of a GenBank genome assembly